This is a messenger RNA of Medicago truncatula (barrel medic), 1385 nucleotides long. RefSeq names its product putative F-box/LRR-repeat protein 23. The transcript has 3 exons. NCBI's taxonomy places the organism in Eukaryota, Viridiplantae, Streptophyta, Magnoliopsida, Fabales, Fabaceae. Gene Ontology annotation, molecular function: protein binding. Bases 113 to 1090 code for a protein of 325 amino acids. The record is from RefSeq and is a predicted model, not a curated record.
AAAGAUUUGUGGGGGCCAAAGUCAAAACAACAAUGAGGGUCUCCUAAAAACUGAUAUUCCAAAUGUGUCUAGCCACCGCAAUCCUCAAACCCUAAUUCUUCAAUUCAAUUCAAUGGAAUCAUUACCAUCAUCUUCCACUACUUCGAAUUCGAAAUCAAUAAUCGAUUCUGGAGAACGAAACUGGCUGGAUCUUCCACGAGAUGCAGUCUUAUCCAUUUUCCGGAAGCUCGACGCAAUCGAUCUUCUCGUUCGCGCUCACAAUGUUUGCACCACAUGGCGCAAAAUCUCCAAAGACCCUUUUCUCUUUCGCACCAUUAACAUGCCCAAUUUAGGUGAACCUGACUAUCAGCUCGAUUUAGAGACUUUAUGCCAGCGCGCAGUUGAUUACAGCUGCGGCCACAUAAUUGAUAUCAACAUCGAGUAUUUUGGUACUGAUGAUCUUCUCCACCGUAUCGCUAAUUCCGCAAGUCAUCUACAACGCCUUCGUCUUGCAUCUUGCUGGAGCAUAUCAGAUGAAGGAUUGUGUGAUGCUGCUGAAAAGUUUCCUUGCUUAGAGGAACUUGAUAUAUCAAUCAGCAACUUAUCCGAUCGUCUUUUCGAACCAAUUGGCCGACGUUGCCCUCGAUUGAAAACAUUGAAAUUCAACAGUCAAGGGUACAGACAUCCACACAUUCAAUAUGAUGAUGAUGAUGAGGAUGCAUAUGAUGAUAACGAGGCAUUUGCUAUUGCAAAAUACAUGCCUGGGUUGCGCCAUCUCCAGCUUAUCGGAAACGAGAUGACUAAUGAUGGCUUGGUUGCUCUUCUUGAUGGCUGUCCUCACCUUGAAUCUCUUGACAUACGUCGGUGUUUCAAUGUUAAUUUGGUAGGAACUUUGGGGAAGCGAUGUAAAGAGCAGAUCAAGUAUUUUCGGCUUCCACAUGACGCCACUGAUGACUAUCCAUUUCAAACAUCUGAAUGUGAUUAUGGAUCACCUGUUGAAGACGAUGCAGAUGAGAGUGAUUUGAUGUCUGACUAUGAUUAUGAUUAUGAAGACUAUGAUGACUUCUUAGGUGAGGGUGAUUUUUCUGAUGAUAACCCCUUUACCUUUUGAAACAUUUCAGCACAACAGGAGAAAUGUGUUGUAAAUGUCUUGGUCACUUGUUUCUCUUUAACAUUGGAUAAUAUAAAAGUUAAGAACGACCGAACAAUGUUGUUUUGAUGAAUUUUCUGAAUAGUGAUGAUGCUUGUAUAAUGAAUUUGGUAGUCGGUCACAGUGUGACAGUCUUCUAUAUGGGUAAAUUGCGGAUAAUCAUAUUGUACCUUUGUGAAGUACAAUCAUUUUGCAACUUGUGGCAAUUUAUCUGCCUUUAUAUUCGAAAAUAUGAAAGUUUUAGUUUGGCUUUGAA